Messenger RNA from Nannospalax galili (Upper Galilee mountains blind mole rat), 249 nucleotides. It is a transcript of the gene Strit1, whose product is annotated as small transmembrane regulator of ion transport 1. The transcript is spliced from 3 exons. Lineage: Eukaryota; Metazoa; Chordata; Mammalia; Rodentia; Spalacidae. The record is from RefSeq and is a predicted model, not a curated record. Bases 1 to 108 code for a protein of 35 amino acids. Gene Ontology annotation, biological process: regulation of ATPase-coupled calcium transmembrane transporter activity; regulation of slow-twitch skeletal muscle fiber contraction.
AUGGCAGAAAAAGCAGAGUCCACCCUAUCACGUCUUACCGUUCCUAUUCUUCUCCUGAUUGGAUGGAUUGUUGGCUGCAUCAUAGUGAUUUAUGUUGUCUUCUCUUAGAAAAGUGAGAAGACUUCAGAUUGACACCAUUUAGAAGAACUAAGAAAAACACAAACAUGAUCGAUUAUUAAAAGUGUCUCAUGUUAAAGAGAUGGAAUGUUUUAUAUCAUUUUGUACAGUUGGAUUAUAAGUUAGAGAUUU